Exophiala dermatitidis NIH/UT8656 is the source of this 2409-nucleotide messenger RNA. RefSeq lists its product as uncharacterized. The transcript is spliced from 2 exons. The record is from RefSeq and is a predicted model, not a curated record. Lineage: Eukaryota; Fungi; Ascomycota; Eurotiomycetes; Chaetothyriales; Herpotrichiellaceae. Gene Ontology annotation, molecular function: FAD binding. Bases 1145 to 2221 code for a protein of 358 amino acids.
CAACCGCUGAUGCUGACUUUUAUUCUUUAUAGAACAUGAUGGGUCCAUCCAAUGCAUACCGACAGCUUUUGUGUUGCAUGAAACAAGUUGCUGCUCACCUGGAAUAACCCUCCAGGGUCUCAGUCAUGUACUCGCUGUCCACAUGAACUGUCGGCAGCUGUUGAAAGGCUCGUUACCUAUCAAUCGAGUCUAUUUCCGAGGGGCAUCUACCGACGCCUCGGCCAUGGAGUCAAGGGUCAACCGACCAGUUCUGUACGCCAGGACCUCAAUUCAUGCUUAGUGGUUUGGACACAGGGAAACCACUAGCUUAAAAUUUCGGCCAAGGCGAAGACAAACAGCGAAUCUGCGAGCAAGAUCGAUGCAAGGCUUUCGUGAUGUUGCACAAAGCUAAACAGGCUCUUGGAAAGCCGUGCUGGUAGGAUGGAGAGCGCACUGGUGCUCUUGACUUGACGGCCGACGAGGCUGAAUAGAUCUUUCCGUUAGUGGCUCUGGUCACAUUUGUGCUGCGGUCCCACAACAUAAAGCGCUCUUCGUGUAUUUGGAACACCCAUAACAAGUAGGGUCCGAGCGGUAUCGACCCAUUCAAUCGGCCAGACGGUCCUUCAGUUCAAGCCGACUCCAACGCGGGCGGGCUUCCAUGACCGUGUCUCAACGGGUUGCUGGCCAGUGGGGUUAAAAGCGGUCAUUGUCGCAGGGGGGCUCGUCCACACCAUACUGGGUGCCGAGGCGGUACGAAAAAGACGUAUAUAGGGGCUCUCUCUGCGGCGGGUUUGGAAACCAUGUCUUCUCGAGUCGUACAGCCCAAGUCCGUAUUCCUCAGCAGCCUUCUCCCUUCUCUGCUCCGGCCCUAACCCAACGACUUCUCUACGGACAGCAUGACUACCAACGACAGCCGCGCGCCCCAAACGAAUCGCGAUGGUGCCAAUCCAUCUGAUUAGGAGGAGAAAAGCCCGUCCUCGUCAUCGGAGGCGGUGUCGUGGGCCUCCUCGCUGCGUACCAUCUGGCUCAGGCGGGCAUUGAAGUUGAAGUCAUCGAGAGAGUAUCAGGGCCUCCUGAUGAUCCUCGUGCCUGCGGGUAUCACGGUCCCGUACAGCUUUAUCUCGAGAAAAUAGGACUGUACAAAUUGAUCCGAGAGGAAGGGUUCAUGGUUCGAGGGAUGCUCUGGAGAACCUUGCCCAAGGACGAUGGCGAAGGCGGCAAGAGACUCGGAGACAUCCUCGCUUCACAGCCACUCGCUGCCCCAGACGACACGGAACUCAAACCGGGAAAUGGGAUUUUGAAUCUAUCCCAAGGCAAGCUAAACCGACUGCUACUUCGCGAGGGUUUGAAGAGUGGUCGAGUGCAAGUCCACUUCGACACCGAAUUUACAUCAAUGCUGGAAAACACCGCCGAAGGAGUCACAGUGUUGGCCCGUGACACCAAGACUGGCGAGAAAAAGAGAUGUCGCGCGAAAUACCCCGUAGGUACCGACGGCGCGCACUCUGCAGUUCGCAAGGGUCUUGGUCUUUCCUUCGCGGGCCACACGUGGCCAGAACGCCUGUUUGCGACCAAUGUCAUGAUCAAGAACGAGGCCGUCCCAUUUCCCACGCAUUUCCUCCUGGAUCGCAAGCAUUGGAGCGUCUGUACGCCUCUAGAAGACCCCAUCGUUGGCCAGACCACAUUGUGGCGUUGGGCCAUGGCCAAGGACCCUGAAGCAAGGUUGUCAGGCGACGAACUCACCUCAGACGAGUACAUUUUCAAACUCUACGAGCGGACCAUGGCAGGCCCCCGACCGCUGCAGGUGGAAAUCAAGUGGCGCACACUCUACAACAUUCACCAACGACUUGCACCAACGAUGCGCAAGCGUAAGAUUCUCCUGGCCGGUGGUGCCGCGCACAUUUGCAAGCCCAUUGGCGCCCUCGGCCUCAACACGGGCAUCCUCGACAUCGAAGCAUUCGCCGAAGCCCUGAUCAUGAUCCUAAAGGAAGGCCGCUCCGACGCCGUGCUGGACGUCUACAAUGACGAACGACGCAAGGUGUUCCAGAACUUUGUCGACCCGAUCUCAACCCAGAACAAACUACGGCUGCAGUACCAGCCACCCGAGAUGGCCGCCGAGGACGACUGGUACUUGCGCAUCAUGGCCAAUCCGCACCCGACUAAGGAACAGGUGAUGGGGUUGAUGAAGCCUUAUUUCGAGGACUGGAGGACUGAUAUGAGGAAGGCGGCCCAGCGUGUUGUCUAGUCUAGGUGCGAGGCGUAGAGCUAGGUUAGGUAUAUUAUAACCGUAUAACACAACAACUGGCACCCGAACAUGUUGGGAGGACGUCUCUGCCUGUUCUACAAUAAGUUGAGCACAGCUGCGGUACAUUGUUGCUGGCAGCUAUAUCUCCAUUUGAAUGCUUUCUUAUACAAAUAGUUUCCAUCUUUUGC